AUGAUCAUUCUGAGGCAUCCCCCUGAGGCUUUCCCUUCCAUCCCGACCAGGGCGCCAAACAUUGAGGGAUGGGACGGGAUCAGCCAGACCUCGUUUCUGGGCCCGGUCUUGUCAGUGCCCGCCGCCCAGGCCACGACUUGCGAAGACUCUAGGCGGCCCGGCCAAGUCUCCAGAGCGUUUGGACUCGACCAGGGCACAAAGGAUGGGAGGCAAGUACCUAAGCUGGUCAGCUUUCAAGAAGACAAAGAUACCCCGCGGACACAUUUCAAGAGGAGGACAGUUCAGGAGAAGGUGAAGAGAUCAGACGGCGUCCGUGGCGCAAGACUUCAAAGAUGCAUCGCGUCCAUCACUCACCGUUUGAACCCUGGAAGCUUCUGCCCCGCAUCAUCGCAGCCUGGUGUCGUCAUGGCACAGGCUAAACCGGCACUCGACCAUGACCUGCAGGAAAACCCCCCUCCUCUCAGUGGCUCAUCUGCACCGCCCACGCGUGCGGCAACGAACUGCUCGCUCGCCGUCUUUGUCCCUAUGAAGUACGGAGUUUCCAGAGAUCCCGAGGCCUCCCAAGCCUCCCAAGGCCCGGAGGAUGGAGCUUGCUGGAGGCGCAGAGCCGCGCGAGUGCCCGCCUGCCCGCGUCCUGUCGCGGCUUGUCGUCGUAGCAGGUUCACCAUUGGCCCGGAGGCAUUCCAUCAGAGAUGGGGCUCCACGGCCUGCAUCGCCGCGCCUCCCGGGGAUCACCGACGUCCCGGGCAGCAGUUGACUGGAACUCUGCCAAGCACGAUUCACGUAUUCAAGGUUAAUGGGGCCUUUUGCUACGAGCAUCGAACUAGGUCACAACGCGUGGAACAGAAUCGAUUUGAUGAAAAAGAUGUAUUGGCAUGA
This is a messenger RNA of Colletotrichum costaricense, 879 nucleotides long. RefSeq lists its product as uncharacterized. The record is from RefSeq and is a predicted model, not a curated record. The transcript has 5 exons. Lineage: Eukaryota; Fungi; Ascomycota; Sordariomycetes; Glomerellales; Glomerellaceae. The coding region runs from base 1 to 879 and encodes 292 amino acids.